UUUCGCUAUACUAGAUACACUUGCCACUCGUUUGGGCGCUCGAGCGCGACCACCAACAUACCAGCGACUCAUCCCAUACCACCGAGCGCGAUCGCAAGGAACCUGUGAAAUACACAUUGGCCCAACAUGGCCGCGGUUACCCCCGACCUGCAGGCGAAGCUGGACGAGCUACAGAGGGAGCUGGAGGAGGGUGAUAUCACAGAAAAAGGGUACCACAAGCGACGGACACAACUGCUUUCUCAGUAUGGCCCUGCUGCUCCCGCAGACUCCCAGCCAGCAGGAGCCCCAACCGGAGGCCUUCGGCUCCAUUCCCCCGACAACACGUCUCAUGCGUCCAACGACCGCCAGCGCGUCAUCUCGGGUGCCGCCCUGAGCAGCGCCUCGCUCAACUUCCAGCCCUCCCGAGACUCGGUCGCCUUUUCCGAACAUCGAGACUCCAUGGCCUUUCCUGACCACCGGGAAUCCAUGGCCUUCUCUGACCACCGGGAAUCUAUGGCCUUCUCCGACUACCGCCCUCAGUCCACCUACUCCUUCCAAGAGACUCAUCCGGCCGCUUUGCUCGCGCCCGGUGGCCCUAUGGCUGAGCACCGCCCGGCUGUACGACAACACGACUCCCUCUUCCUCUUCCCUGCCCCCAACGAUGCCUCUACAAGGUCGGGAACCAUGGUGACAGGAGACUAUGCCUUCAACCCCGAACAACACAGCGACUACGCCGAGCCACCACCACCGCAGCAGAACCCCUAUGACGGCAGGACCAACACUUUGUUGAAUUCACAGGCAUACUUUUCCGACUUUGCCGGCCAGCAAGCCCAGGAGCAGCAAUUCCAGGGUGAUUAUGGUGGCCCUCACAGAUACUCCUCCAGUGAUGCCUUUUCGCCCACCGCUGCUGUUGCGCCCCCUAUGCUCGCCACAAACGAUUUCCUGCCCCCCGGCGCGCUCCAAUUCCAGAAAGCCCUCGAGCCGCGUGAAGUCCCGUUUGCGAUAUACGACCCGCACGACUCCCGCAAGGAAAUGUCUACCUUUGACAAUAUUGCUGUCGUCCUCCGCCACCGAGGUCGUAACCUUCCCAAUCGCCGAGCGUAUUGGGUCUUGGACGCCAAGGGCAAGGAGAUCGCAUCCAUCACUUGGGAUAAGCUUGCCUCGAGGGCCGAGAAGGUCGCUCAAGUGAUUCGUGACAAGAGCUCCCUUUACCGCGGCGACCGCGUUGCUCUUAUCUACCGUGAUGCGGAAAUCAUUGACUUUGCCAUUGCCCUCUUGGGCUGCUUUAUUGCCGGCGUUGUCGCCGUACCCAUCAACGAGCUCCAGGACUAUCAAAAGUUGAACGUCAUACUGACUUCCACACAGGCGCAUUUGGCCUUGACUACUGAUAAUAACCUCAAAGCGUUCCAGCGUGACAUUACAACCCAAAAGCUAACUUGGCCAAAGGGCGUUGAGUGGUGGAAGACAAACGAGUUUGGCAGUUAUAGCCAGAAGAAAAAGGACGAAUUGCCCCCUUUAUCGGUUCCAGAUUUGGCCUACAUCGAAUUCUCCCGCGCCCCAACGGGUGAUCUUAGGGGUGUUGUGCUCAGCCACCGUACCAUCAUGCACCAGAUGGCCUGCCUGAGCGCCAUAGUUACCACCGCGCCCGGCUCCAAGCCUGGCGACACGUUUAAUACGACUUUGCGCGAUACAAAUGGCCAUCUAGUGAGUCGUGCUGCUACCAAAAGCGAAACCUUACUUUCAUAUCUGGAUCCCCGUCAAGGCGUCGGCAUGAUCUGGGGAGUCUUGUUUGCCGUGUACGGAGGGCACACCACCAUUUGGCUCGAAAACAAGGCGGUCGAGGUACCCGGUCUUUACGCCUACCUCAUUACCAAAUACAGUCCAACGUUAAUGAUUGCCGAUUAUCCUGGACUCAAACGAGCGGCAUAUGACUAUCAGGUCGACCCUAUGGCAACACGAAACUAUAAAAAGGGCAUGGAGCCCAACUUUUCGUCUGUCAAGUUGUGCCUGAUCGACACUUUGAUCGUCGACGGCGAGUUCAAUGAGCUUCUUGCCGACCGUUGGUUCAAACCAUUGCGGAACCCUCGAGCACGAGAGGUUGUUGCGCCAAUGCUGUGCCUCCCGGAGCACGGAGGCAUGAUCAUCAGCGUCCGGGACUGGGUGGGCGGCGAGGAGAAUAUGAAAUGUCCGCUUAAACUGGAAAUUGGGUCGGAUACGGAGUCAGAGGGCGAAAAACUAAAGGAUCCCGAAGAGGACAAGCCUACUACAUCUAACGGUUACGGAAGUCUACUGGGUGGGACGACGGUAAACGCAGCAGAAGAACAACGCGCAAAGAACGAACUGAGUGAAGUCCUGCUCGACAGAGAAGCAUUAAAAACCAAUGACGUGGUGGUUGUGGCCAUGGGCGCAGAUGUUAGCAAGAAGGCUAGCAGCGAACCAGGGACGGUUCGCGUUGGCGCAUUUGGCUACCCUAUUCCCGACGCCUCCCUUGCCAUCGUCGACCCGGAGACCGGCCUCCUCGCUUCGCCGCAUACCGUGGGAGAGAUCUGGGUUGAUUCUCCCUCGCUGUCGGGUGGGUUCUGGGCGCUGCCAAAGCACACCGAACAGAUCUUCCAUGCUCGGCCUUUCACAUUCGAACCUGGUUCGACCCUUCCAACCCCGACUGAGCUGGAGUACCUCCGAACUGGUCUGUUAGGUACCGUUAUAGAAGGCAAAGUUUUCGUCCUGGGCCUCUACGAGGAUCGUAUCCGGCAAAAGGUCGAAUGGGUUGAGCACGGCACCGAGGUGGCCGAGUAUCGGUAUUUCUUUGUGCAGCACAUUGUUGUUAGCAUCAUGAAGAACGUACCCAAGAUCUUUGAUUGCUCUGCCUUUGACGUGUUUGUCAACGAGGAACAUCUACCUGCUGUGGUACUGGAAUCUCAAGCUGCCUCUACAGCUCCGGCUACCAGUGGAGGGCCGCCUCAGCAGUUGGACACGGCUCUCCUGGACUUUCUGGCUGAAAGGUGCAUGGAUGUGCUGAUGCAAGAACAUCACCUUCGUGUGUACUGUGUCAUGAUCACUGCACCGAAUGCUCUGCCACGAGUGAUGAAAAAUGGCCGCAAGGAGAUUGGCAACAUGCUUUGCAGAAGGGAGUUUGACCAGGGCAACCUUCCCUGUGUCCAUGUCAAGUUUGCCGUUGAGCAUGCUGUGCUGAACUUGCCCAUCGGCGUCGACCCAAUCGGCGGCAUCUGGUCUCCUGUGGCUUCCGAGUCCCGAGCCCAGAUUCUUGCCCCUGCCGAUAAACAGUACUCGGGCAUCGACCGGAGAGAGGUGGUUAUUGACGAUAGAACGUCGACCCCCCUUAACAACUUCUCCAGCAUCACGGACCUGAUUCAAUGGCGAGUGGCGAGGCAGCCUGAAGAAUUGGCUUACUGCACCAUUGAUGGUCGUGGCAAGGAAGGCAAGGGGAUCACCUGGAAGAAGUUCGACACAAAGGUAGCAGCAGUUGCUGUGUACCUGAGGAACAAGGUCAAGAUCAAGGCAGGUGACCAUGUCGUUCUUAUGUAUACCCAUUCCGAGGAGUUCGUCUUUGCCGUCCACGCCUGCAUCAACCUUGGUGCCAUUAUCAUUCCCGUUGCGCCGAUGGAUCAGAAUCGCCUGUCCGAGGAUGUUCCUGCCUUCCUCCACCUCGUCGCGGACUACAGCGUCAAGGCUGUCUUGGUUAAUCAGGAGGUGGACCACUUGCUCAAGACGAAGCCUGUUGCACAGCACAUCAAGCAGUCGGCUCAGUUCUUGAAGGUCCUGGUUCCGAACGUCUACAACACCAGCAAACCGUCGAAGCAGAACAAUGGUCUACGCGAUCUAGGCAUUACAGUUGACCCCGCAUGGGUCCAGUCCGGCUAUCCCGUAGUGAUUUGGACAUACUGGACACCCGAUCAGCGACGCCUGGCGGUCCAGCUCAGCCAUGACACCAUCCUGGGUAUGUGCAAGGUACAGAAGGAGACAUGCCAGAUGUCCAGCUCGCGACCUGUCCUGGGCUGCGUGCGUAGUACCACGGGCUUAGGCUUCAUCCACACCUGUCUCAUGGGCAUUUACAUCGGCACGCCUACCUACCUGCUCUCCCCCGUCGACUUUGCCCAGAACCCGCUCUCGCUCUUCCUCAUCCUCUCGCGGUACAAGAUCAAAGACACCUACGCCACCCCGCAGAUGCUUGACCACGCCAUGAGCAUGAUUCCCGGCAAGGGCUUUACCCUGCACGAGCUCAAAAACAUGAUGAUCUCGUGUGAAGCCCGCCCUCGCGUUGACCUCUUUACCAGGGUUCGUCUUCACUUCGACGCUACCGGCCUAGAUCGCACUGCCAUCAACACCGUCUACUCGCACGUUCUGAACCCCAUGAUUGCUUCUCGGUCGUACAUGUGCGUCGAGCCGAUCGAACUUCACCUGGAUCCCAAGGCCCUGCGGCAAGGUCUCAUUUACCCGACGGACCCGCUACGGGAUCCCAAGGCUCUGGUUAUCCAGGACAGCGGCAUGGUGCCGGUUUCGACACAGAUUGCUAUUGUCAACCCGGAGAGCAGGAUGCUGUGCAGUGAUGGCGAGUAUGGUGAGAUUUGGGUGGACUCGGAGGGUUGCGUCAAGUCGUUUUAUGGCUCCAAGGACCAGUUUGACGUGGAAAGGUUCAACGGACGCACAGUCGAGGAUCCCAGCAUUCGCUAUGUGAGGACGGGCGAUCUUGGGUUCUUGCAUAAUGUUAGCAAGCCCAUUGGACCUGGCGGUGCGUUGGUGGACAUGCAAGUUUUGUUCGUGCUGGGAAGCAUUGGUGAGACAUUUGAGAUCAAUGGGUUGAGUCACUUCCCGAUGGACAUUGAGGCUUCUGUUGAGAGGUGUCAUAGGGUUAUCGUGCCGGGUGGUUGCGCGGUCUUCCAGGCAGGCGGACUUGUGGUGGUCCUAGUUGAAGUAGCCCGCAAAGCCUACCUUGCCUCCAUCGUCCCAGUCAUCGUCAACGCCAUCCUCAAUGAGCACCAAAUCAUUGCCGACAUUGUCGCAUUUGUUAACAAGGGUGACUUCCCGCGCUCACGUCUGGGUGAAAAGCAACGCGGUAAGAUCCUUGCGGGCUGGGUGAGUCGCAAGAUGCGCACCAUUGCCCAGUUCGCCAUCAAGGACAUGGAUAGCGCCACCGCUGCCGGCCUUCCAGGCACGUCUGCCGGCGAGCAAUCAAGCGGCGGUCACCACGCCGGCAGUAUGUCAAAUAUACCAGAGAGUGCCCACCGCGCCAGUAUGGCACUCAGCCACCGCAGCUCGGGCGGGCAACAGCAAUCUCAGGGUGCCGGAUCCAGUAGCUUGCGGAACGUCGAGCCCGCGCCUCAGAUCCUUGAGCAGAGGGAGGCCGAGCAACAAGCCCAAGUGUUGGAAGACAUGGCGAGCCUCAGCAUCCAAAGCCAACAGCAAUUCCACAACCAACAACAGCAGCAAAUGCCAGUGCAGGAUGGCAGGCGAGGAUCUAUUGCCUACUCCAACCGCAGCGGCCAGUACGGCGGCUACCAAGGCUACGGCGACGCAGACCAGACGCCCACGCGACAACGCGUCAGCUCCAUGUACUACCAGCAACAACAACAACCCCCGCCGUCGUCGCACGGGUACGAGUUGCCUGAUUUCGAUCGCUUCGGCGACAGCGAACACAGUGAACUCCCGACUCCAGUUUAUGAUCAGGGGUAUAAUCAACGGGGUUACGGUAACCAGUGUGGCUAUAACAUUUACCAAGGGCACCAAGGAUACCCGCCCCAGGUUCAACAACAACAACAAUAUUUACAACAACCCCAACAACAGCAGUAUCAACAACAAGAACAACCAACCACAAGCGGCGCCCCGCAAAUCCACCUUCCCGCAGUCGACGGCCGUGAACAACUAACCGAUUGGGGCGCUGAUUUCUCCUCUGGACACGACAUCAACGACGGAGGAGUAGAAGGCAGACAAGGACAGAGGGGAGGGUUUAGGGUUGUCAAUGCUGAUCCCAUCACUAGCGAUGAUGAUGAUGAUGGACCUGGGAGUGGGGAUGAGAGUUGGAAGAGGGAUGCGUAUGCUUCGAUGAAUUUGGCGGGGACUUUGGAUGGGGGGAGUGGGAAGUGAGAGAGGUCUGAUGUGGUGUUGUGUGACGUUGGAAAGAUGAAGAAGGUUAUAUAAAGAAGAAGAUUUUUGUUGGGCGUUCGGUCUGGAUUUUGAGCCUGUUUGUUUGGUCUAUGUACAAGAUUCCCAUUGUUUGGAUAUUGUGUGUUUGGAUGUCUGUUCUUAGGAAGAAGAUAAACAGAAGGAGGUUAUUGCUGUCGGUCGUUCGUGAUUCCUUUCUUGCUGUUACCGACCGGCCUGCCGAGUCGGGACCGACUGAUAGUCUCUCGCCCCACUGCUACUUACUCGCAGCCCGGCCAGGCACGUACGAGGGGGGGG
Molecule: messenger RNA, 6396 nt
Organism: Neurospora tetraspora
Lineage: Eukaryota; Fungi; Ascomycota; Sordariomycetes; Sordariales; Sordariaceae
Exons: 4
Coding region: 127-6081 (1984 amino acids)
Cellular component (GO): cytosol
Source: RefSeq, a predicted model, not a curated record